This is a messenger RNA of Pelagomonas calceolata, 1551 nucleotides long. Lineage: Eukaryota; Pelagophyceae; Pelagomonadales; Pelagomonadaceae. The record is from the annotation of a GenBank genome assembly.
AUGGCCUUCUGCUCUCUGCUGCUGCCUCUCCUGGUCGCGGCGGCCCCGUCCGCCGCCGACACCGUAGCCGUUGCGCUCUUCUGUGACACGGGCACACGCGAGGACUCUUUGCUUUAUCGGCCCGAUGUCGGGGGCGAUCACGUUCGGCGCGAGGAGUGCGACGCGGCGCGGGCGGCGAUCGACGCGAUCAACGACAAGAGCGACGGCGCGUUCGACAACCUGCUGCCGGACACGCAGCUCGUGCCCUAUCCCUUGUCCUACAACUCCUCGCGCUGCGGGCCAGGCGACCAGGAGAUGCGCACGGCGUGGGGGACGCUGCCGGUGCACCCCGUGGCGUCGAUCGGCCCGGGCAGCGAUGAGUGCGUCGAGCAGGCAGAGCUUUUCAUCCAUUUUUAUGCGAUCGGCUCGGGGUCAGUUGUCAUGUCGGAGGCGUCGACGGGGACGGACGUGUACUGUCAGAAUCUGGUCCGCCUCUCGAGCCCCGAAAAGGUGCGCAACGAGGCUCUCGCGGCCGUUGCGUCGCACUACGGCUGGGCCCGUGUUGCUAUCGUCUACGACUCCUCGGACGCGUGGGCGUCGGACGCCGCGAUACAGUUCGGCAAGGGCAUCGAGGCCGACGGCGGCACGAUUUUGGGAGACGCGUGCGUGAAGGAAGCGGGGACCGCGGCUGCGUGCACGGCAGGAGGCCGGCCGGGCGUCCGCUUCGAGGGUAUGAGCGCGGCCGUCGCCGACGGCGUGCUCGACGCGAUCGUGGCGACCGGCGCCCGGAUCAUCUACAUCGCCGCGCGCCCGGCGGACCAGCGCACGCUCUACGAGCGCAUCGCGCAGACCGGGAAGUGCAGCGGUGCCGGCUACGGGCUCCUGUCCGCGUGGCUCUCGGACGACCUUUUCCUGGGUAGCGACGGGACGGCGAGCGCCGACGCCGUCGCCGGCGCGCGGGGCCUACUCCUGCCGCGGGAGACGGUCGACACGACCGGAACGGUCGCCCAAACGUUUUUGGAUGCGCGCGCGGCCGGCCUCGACGCGACAGUCUGUGAAGGCGACCCGGUGGAAGGCCGCUACUGCGACGGAGACGGCGACGCCGCGACCCUGGGCGGCUACGGCCCGCAGAUUGUCGACGCCGUGUACACGCUGGCAAAGGCGCUCGAUACGAUGGAGGCCGCCGACCGCCAGGACCCCGAAGAGGUCUUUGACGCGAUCGAGGACCUGGGGGACUUCGAGGGCUUCUCGGGCACCGUGUCGCUCGACAAGUACGAGGACCGCGUCGGAUCCAUGACAAUCGUGAACCUGCAGCUGUCGCCCGCGGGCGAGCCCGUUUUCGUGGACGUCGGAAAGGUGCAGGGCGGGGCGUUCGCGCUCGACUCUGGCGCGGCGGUCAUCUUCCCGGGCGGCACGUCGGACGUCCCCGCCGACGGCGACACGUUUGACGUCUUCUCCAACAACGGGCUCCCGGUCGCCCCGAACGGCGCCCUCGCGGCGGGGCCGGGCCGCGCCCUGCCCGCGGCGCUCGGGCUCGCGCUCUCGUGGGCCUUCUCUCAAAUUCGCUACUAA